Bacidia gigantensis is the source of this 999-nucleotide messenger RNA. RefSeq lists its product as uncharacterized. NCBI's taxonomy places the organism in Eukaryota, Fungi, Ascomycota, Lecanoromycetes, Lecanorales, Ramalinaceae. Gene Ontology annotation, biological process: mycotoxin biosynthetic process. The record is from RefSeq and is a predicted model, not a curated record. The coding region runs from base 1 to 999 and encodes 332 amino acids. The transcript is spliced from 3 exons.
AUGAAGACAGAUUGUGCUUCAGAGGUCUACGAACCUUUGAUGGGCAACCAUGUCAACAUGUUUCCAGAUGCAACUAGUCAGGUCCAAGAGCCAACCGCAAAGAAUUGUGGAGCACCUCAGAAAUGGUGGAUGUCACUCUCACUCGGUCUCAAUCUCAGCCUUUUCGCGUUCGCUCUAGUCCUGCUCGCGACGGACAAGGCCCACAGUCACACCACAAAUUGGUAUCUGCAGCAGCUCUCGUUCUACUCUCCAGUGUUUGAACGUCUCAACUUCGGCACAGUCGACAAAACAGUAGAUGGAUCUCUAUUCAACGAGCACAGCCUACUCCUCCGCCGGGCGCCGUCUGCGGAAGUUGAUGCUGCUUGGGAAGCGCUUGCAGACAUCGGCAUCGUCACCAUCACCACCAACGAGGUCCUUCGCUUAGGCAAGAACCCAAACAAUACAGUGAAAGCGCCACCUGAAUGGGGAUACGGUACCGACGCGCACCUCGCCCAGCUAGACGGCCAGCACGCCCUCCACUGCCUCAACGCAGUCCGCAAAUACGCCUAUCGCGAGCACUAUUACCCUGGCUUCUACAUUCCCGAUCCCAAUUCCAACCUUAGCCUCAACUCUAGACCCAACCAAAACAAGCCCCAAACCACGUAUCCCGGCCAAAAGGAGUUUCCAGCCAUCCAUCAAGCGCACCUCUCCCACUGCCUACACCUCCUCCUCCAAACCCUGACUUGCAACCCCAGCACGGAUAUGAUAACGCACAAUUGGGUGCGCACGCAGGAGUAUCCGUUCCCGGACUUUGGGAUCAGGAAGAAGUGUAGGGAUCAUGAGGGGAUACUGAAGUGGCAGGGAAGGAAUAAGUUGAGUGAGGAGCAGUGGGUGGAGAUGGCGAAACGGGGGCCGGGCGAGGGUGUGGGAGAGCAAGUGGUGGAUAUGGAAGGCAUGUUAGGGGCGUGGGUUGAGGAGCAGAAGAAGGGGGAGGGAGGGAAGGGGCAGGCGCAUGGGUAA